This is a messenger RNA of Trichomonas vaginalis G3, 3522 nucleotides long. RefSeq names its product regulatory-associateD protein of MTOR family. The transcript has a single exon. The record is from RefSeq and is a predicted model, not a curated record. Gene Ontology annotation, molecular function: protein-macromolecule adaptor activity; protein binding. NCBI's taxonomy places the organism in Eukaryota, Parabasalia, Trichomonadida, Trichomonadidae. Bases 1 to 3522 code for a protein of 1173 amino acids. Gene Ontology annotation, biological process: TOR signaling; cellular response to starvation; regulation of autophagy. Gene Ontology annotation, cellular component: cytoplasm; TORC1 complex.
AUGUCCAGUGAUGGUGAUGGCUAUGACAUUGAUGGCGAUGAUCAGGAUACUUUUUCUCUUCCACUUGAUUCAUUAACUCAAUUAUUUAAACCACAAGAAUUCAAAAACUCAGUAGAUUCAACAAUACCACACAAUACUGAUUCCAUUUACGAUAUUAACAAGUUAAAUACUCCAAUUUUCUCUCAUCCAAAUAAUCAAAUCCAUCAAGUAGCAUGCGCAUAUCUCCUUUGCUCAUCUUCCAUUUACUUUCCUCCACCGGAUUCUGAAUAUUUCACUGAUAAACCAACCAUUUAUAUGUGGAGAAACAUGAGUAAAACGCUGCCCAGCGAUUUCUCGUCAUAUGUACAAGAAUACUUUCACGAUAAAUAUGUCUCCAUAAAGAAACAAUUAAGAUUUUUCUUCCAAGUCGCCCCUUCUAUUGAAAAAUUACAAAAUAUUGCCACAAUGAGAAGAGAAAUUACCACUGGGAGGAUUCUAUUUCAUUACAUUGGCUAUGGUUUUCCAAAAAUAAAGGAAUGCAUAUAUGCAUUUGAUAAAAAAACAAACAAAUUCGUCGAUUAUCCUUUAUGUGAUCUUUUUGAUGCUCUCAAACCACCUACAUGGUUUAUUUUCGACUGUUCAUACGCAGAAUGUGCAUUCAAAGUGAUCAAAAACAUAGCAGAUUUUAAAUCUCGAACAAAAUCUACGAAAACUAACUGGUCUGAUUGGUUUUGCUUCUGUGCAACAAGCGCAAAUGAGCAAUUACCAGCAGAUCCGCACCUUCCACGUGAUUUCCUUACAUCUUGUCUCUUAACUCCGAUAAGAACCGCAAUAUUAUGCCAUAUUUUACAAUAUUAUAGGACAACAUUGGUCAACGAUGACUUCCCAUUGCGAGAUUUAGACGGAUACCUCCUAAAAAUCUGCAAUGAAAAGAAUGAAUUGACUCCUUUGCAUGAUUCCCUCACAAAAACGCUAAAUACCAUUACAGACGCCAUAGCAGCCGAAGCCAUUCCAUUACAUAUCUACCAAUCUAUCUUUUCCGCUGAUGAUUUGACUACAACUUUAUUUAGAAAUUUCUUAUUGGCCCAAUUUCUUCUUAGACCACUCCACGUUCAUCCAACGUCAUUCCCAUUACUUCCUGAUUUAUCUAUGCAUCCUUUAUGGCAGCAUUUGAGGACUGCAAUCGACAUUUCGGUUUUUAGUGGUUUAACUUUGACUCCUUCUUUCCAUAAUGAUAUUUUCCAAAGGGCUUUGACGACAUUUUCGGCUUCUUUGGAUAAUAACACGGCCAUGGAGCUCGCAAUCCAUAUUUUUGUUAUUUUAUUUCAUCUUCCGCCAGAUUUCGAACAGAGAUCGCGUUGUUUCAAGUUACUUGCGAAGUACGCGUCAUCAUCACCUGAUGCAAGGAAGGUUUUGACCAAAUACGCUACAAUUGACUUCAUUUUUUCAACAUUAUUAUCUGAUUCUUUCUUAAACGACCCUUCUUCGUUCCACGCUGCAGCGUACUUGGCCAUUGUGAUGUUUGAAAGCACAAGGAGCUUCACAAACUUCAAAGAAAAGUAUGAUAUGAAAUUAUUAGAAUCUGCCUUGUUUAAUACGAACUUUCCUGACAAUACAAGGGCUCUAGUGUCUGUAAUUAUUGCCACAUUGAUCCCUAACAACGAACAAAUGCGGCAAAUUGCAGUUUCAGAGGAGUUUGUACUCAAAUUAAGAAAAAUGUUAGAAACAUCAACAGAACUUUUAAGUUUAUGGUCAUUAAUAAUACAAAGAAGGAUGUUUGACUCCUUCGGUGUUGAUCUUUUCCAAUUCUACGGUGCAGGACUCCACAUUCAAACAGCAUCUUUCUGUUUGAACCACUCCUCGCUUGUUUCAGCGGCCGCCAUCGCCACCACUCCAUGUCUCCUGCAAAGCGGACAGGAUAUUGUCAACAUGCAGCUCUUUGGUCUGUGCAUGUUGUGCGGAUUUGACGCAAAUUACGUUGUCAGGUUCAAUUUCAUCCUGUUUGUAAGGAGAUUCUUGUCGAUAUAUAGCGAUAAGAUACCAGGGAACACGGCAAUUGGCAAACUCGGCCAUCAAACAUUCGCAUCUUUAAUUGAUUCGUGGUCGGACAAUGAUUCGGUCACUUCACUUGGCCAAUUAAUAAGUGACUUCAGUGCAUUAUGUCGUACUGUGCAAGAUAUAAUGCGUCGAAACGAUUCCUUGCGGAGAUUCAUCUCCAUUGCGAUGUUUUUCGCACAAUUUAUGUGUGACGAUCCACAUCCAAGCGUCAGGAAGCACGCCAGACAGAUAAAUCAGACAACAGAAGGUCUGUCUGGUGUCCAGACGUACAGGGGUCGCGAAACAUCCAAUGCAAAUUCAGCUCCUGUCUCCGCGACAUCGAAUUUUGAGAUGAUUUCGAGUCCUGGCAGUUUUCCAUCUCAAUUUUCCAGUUCAUCCAGUGAUGAUGAGACAUCCGUUCCAUCCUCGAAUGAUAACCAGCCAAAACCUGCUUCAUGCGAUUCAGGUGGCGACGCUUUGUAUAAAAUGGCUGUUCAAGAUUUGGUCGUAAAUGGUUACAUGUCAGAAAAAGUGUCAGAAGAUUCAUCGAGUAAAAUUUUCACGGCGGCGCCGAUUGAUUUCUUGGAGACGACUAAUAUAACACUCUCCAAGACUUACUCGUUCCCAGGAUCUAUCACGUCGCUGUCUUUCGAUAACGAUUCGAGAGCUAUCGCAUGCGGUUUUUAUGAUGGGUCAGUAAGCUAUAUUAAAGAGGACGGAAAGAUUAAUAAAUUAAGGCUAAGUUCAACAGUUAGUUCUUUAGAUGUUGUUAACAUCGGGAACAAUAAUUACAGUGUAUGCGGUACAGACAAUGGAUGCUGCUACUUCUGGGACAUGCAAUCUUUGUAUCCUUUGUGUUGUUUCAGAUGCGACGGAUCUCCACUCCAAAAGUCGCCACAGCUCAUCUCAAUGAUGCCAGAUAACUCCAAGAAAUUCCUAACAGCACGUGGAAACUGCGGCGCUGUAAAACUUUGGGAUUUCGGAUCUCAAAAAUUAAUUAAUGAGUGGCUGCCAACGGCCAACAACAAAGAUAACGUAAUCACGAGCUUGUUGGCAUGCCCCAAUGGCAAUGAGGUCGUUGUUGGCUACAACACAGGCUUAUUAGUUUUAUUAGAUGUCAGAGCUGACAAUUACCAGCUUGUUAUCAACGCGAAUGUCAUGGAUAUGUCAAGAAUAGUUGAUAUCAAGUCAUCCGGAGAAAGAACCUUCUUCGCGGCUCACGAAAACGGACAAGUUUCUCAGUGGACGAAUUUUGAGUCAAUGACGAACUUGAUGAGCAUUGAUGAUGACUGCAUUAGAUCAUUCGAUGUAAUGAAGUCAUCAUCAGUUCUGUGCUUGUCAUCAAAGAAAGCGUCGCCAAGCUUGAUUUCAUUUGAUGGAAAGAUUAUGCAUAAUAUGAAAGACGCUGGAAGUUGCGCUUGCGUGAAAUUCCAUAAUUCAUUGCCUAUUGUUUCCGUUGCUUCAGCAAAUGGAAAACUUUAUGAAUAUGAAAUUCAUAAUUUGUAA